AUGGCCAACCUCAGCAAGAAGAAGGCCGCCAAGCCCGCCGUCAAGCCCAGCCCCAAGGGCAAGGGCAAGCAGAAGGACGUCGCCAAGAAGCCCGCCAAGGUCCCGUCCCCCGAGCCCGAGUCCGACGAGGAGGAGGUUGAUGACGAUGAGGUCGACGAGGAGGAUGAGGAGGUCGAGAUCGGCGAGGACGGCGAGGAGAGCAGCGAGUACGACUCGGACGAGGACUCGGAGAACGGCGGCGUCAGCGAGCGCGGAAUGGCUCGGCUGAUGGAGCUUGUUGGACCGGAAGACCUUGAGGAGUACGAGCUCGCUCAGCUCGCUGGCGAGGAGGGUGAGGAGGAGGACGAUGACGAGGAGGAUGAGGACGAGGAGGAUGAGGAUGAGGAGGAGGAGGAUGACGAGGAGGAGGUCGCCGACGAGUCGAUUGUUAUGGAUGUUGCCGACCCCGACACUCUUGCCGUCGACGAGCUCGGCUCCGACGUCUCUGUUGACGAGGAUGCCGUGCCGAUGCGCAAGGUUACGAUGAACAACCCCGCCGCCAUGCGCAUUCUCACCGACAACAUCAAGAUGUCGAACAUGCCCUUUGUCGAGCACCUCAUCAUUCAGUCGAAGGAGAUCCUGGACGUUGACCCCUCGGACGACCUGAAGCGUGAGACUGCGUUCUACAAGCUCGCCCUCGACGCUGUGCCGCAGGCGCGCAAGCUGUGCGCCAAGUUUGACAUUCCGUUUUCGCGCCCGAACGACUACUACGCCGAGAUGGUGAAGAGCGACGAGCACAUGGAGCGUGUGCGCAGCAAGCUAGUGGAGGAGGCGCAGGGCAUCAAGAAGUCGGAGGACGCGAAGCGCCAGCGCGACCUGAAGAAGUACGGCAAGCAGAUCCAGAUCGAGAAGCUCAAGGCGCGCGAGCAGGACAAGAAGGCGUUCGCGGACCGCGUGCAGGGCCUGAAGCGCAAGCGCAAGGAGGGCAUGGAGCUUGGCGACGAGGACGACUUUGACAUUGAGCUCGACGACGACUCGUCCGCCCGCCCCGGCAAGAAGGGCAAGGGACAGGGCAAGGACGGCAAGCCCAAGAUGCCCCGCCACGCCCGUGACGCCAAGUACUCGCUCGGAGGCGGCGGCCGCCGCUCAAAGCAGAACGACAAGGACAGCACCAACGACUUUGGAAGCGAGCACAGGAAGACCAAGGCCGGAAAGGCCAAGCGUCCCGGCAAGUCGCGCCGCCACUCGCGCCGCAAGUAG
Molecule: messenger RNA, 1239 nt
Organism: Trichosporon asahii var. asahii CBS 2479
Lineage: Eukaryota; Fungi; Basidiomycota; Tremellomycetes; Trichosporonales; Trichosporonaceae
Product: rRNA processing-related protein
Exons: 3
Coding region: 1-1239 (412 amino acids)
Biological process (GO): rRNA processing; ribosomal large subunit biogenesis
Cellular component (GO): nuclear periphery; nucleolus; preribosome, large subunit precursor
Source: RefSeq, a predicted model, not a curated record